Messenger RNA from Aspergillus nidulans FGSC A4, 651 nucleotides. Its product is annotated as putative SNF7 family protein (Cta1). The transcript has 2 exons. Bases 1 to 651 code for a protein of 216 amino acids. Lineage: Eukaryota; Fungi; Ascomycota; Eurotiomycetes; Eurotiales; Aspergillaceae. Gene Ontology annotation, biological process: vacuolar transport; late endosome to vacuole transport via multivesicular body sorting pathway. The record is from RefSeq and is a predicted model, not a curated record. Gene Ontology annotation, cellular component: fungal-type vacuole membrane.
AUGAAUCGAUUAUUUGGCACGAAGAAUGCAGCACCCAAGCCGACGCUGGAGGGCGCCAUUUCUAAUGUCGAUAACCGCAUCGCCAGUAUAGAUGUCAAACUCGCCUCCCUGAACACGGAGCUUUCCUCAUAUCAGUCCAAAAUCUCCAAAAUGCGCGAUGGCCCAGGCAAAAACGCGCUCAAACAGAAGGCACUGAAGGUUCUCCAACGCCGAAAGCAGUACGAAGCGCAGCGGGAGCAGCUCUCCCAGCAGUCCUGGAAUAUGGAACAAGCAGGGAUGAUGCAGGACAAUCUGAAGAACGUCAUGACGACAGUCGACGCGAUGAAGACAACUACAAAGACUCUGAAGAAACAGUAUGGGAAUAUCGACAUUGACAAGAUCGAGCGGAUGCAGGAUGAGAUGGCAGACCUGAUGGAGAUUGGAAAUGAGAUUAACGAGAGUAUCUCCCGAGCGUAUGACGUACCUGAGGAUGUGGAUGAGGCAGAGCUUGACGCGGAGCUGGAGGCUUUGGGCGAAGAUAGCCUGUUCGAGAGCUCGAUGGGUGAAAGCGCCGUCCCUAGCUUCAUGCAGGAUGAGGUGGCACCGCCACAAUUCAUCGAUGAACCUCCAGAGCAAACAAAGGUCAAGGAACCUGCUACCGGGUUGGGCUGA